AUGUCUUUGCACUGGAAGAAUCCUCAGGGCUCAGAUGCAAUGCCCAAAAUCAUGGUGAAAAUCAUUGGAGGUAAACAUUUUCGAUAUCUCGCAGAGAAGCCGAACAUCAAGGAGAAUGUGAACUUGAAAGAACAAGCAACACCACAGGAACUCAGGACUGCUAAUGUGAAGCAGAUGAGCAGAGAACCCGGAGCUCAGUCGAAUCUCACUGAUCAACAAACCAAUUCCAACCCAAAUUGCGUGGAGGAAAGUACUCACCUAGAGGAUAAUGAGAAACUGCAGACAGUGGCACACUGCAGUGGAUUCCUGGAUGGCAAAGUUCCCAGUUGGGGAAAUGUCCAUUGCAGCUCCGUGCCAACUGGAGACCAGUCUCUAUCCUAUGUGCAUGGCCUCCCCAGAAGAAAGCUUAAAGAGUUGUCUUUGGGACAUAUGGCAGUAGAUGGCUCUAACCAAUCUGAGGAAAUUGGCCAGAAGCCAAGUGGAAUCUCAAAAGAAGACACGUUUCUUCUUGCCAUGCUCAGAAGAGAACUCAAGUCACACCGUUUGAGCGCCAGCUACUUAGAUAAACUUCAGAAAGAGUUGGAGACCCUGGACCCCACCUCUUCAGGGUUUCUUCUCCAAUCUCAGCUGAGCUGCCUAUUCCUGAGGCAUGAAGUCCCUCUGCAGUUACCAACAGUCAACAUUCUUUGCCAGAGAUUUUCCAGGAGGGGCUCCCAUGAAAUGGUGAAUUAUGGAAAACUACUCUGGUUUUUAAAAGAUGUAGUUUCCAGUGGUCCACCAGCGAAUCAAGUGGAUGCAGACAAUCACAGGUGGACAACUCUGAGCCACAGCAAACACAAGCAAAGUCCUCCACCUCAAGACUCCAGCUCACAGGCAGAGGUGAACCAGGACCUGGUUGAGGUUUUGAAGAUGGCACUAAGGACAGCCAGUGGUAAACUCAACAUGGAGAACCUCAGUCUGAGUUUUCGAAAAGAAGAUCGCUCCUUCUCUGGCUGCCUCCCCCCACCCAAGAUCAGGGCUCUAUGUGGGAAGCACGGCUUAUAUCUGACAUUGAGCCUUCUGGAAACAUUGCUUACUCGUCAAGAUCUGGGAUACCAAGAUGAAAUAAGAUGGCAGAAAUUUGUGGAGCUGCUAAGCAGAGCCUCUUCUGAUUUAUUGUCCGAUUUGCCUACAGGGAAGUAUGAAAAAGAAGCCCCAGCCACUCCAGUAGAGGAUGAAGUCCCUGGGACUGAACAUGUGAAAACUCCAGAAGAGGAGUUGCAGCCAGAAAACCCUCCCGCUGAGAUUCCAGCCUCUGAGGAUCCUCUGAACUCUUGGAAGAUCCAACCAACCUCUCAGCCUUCCACAAGCCCACCUAUGAACAAUGAGGCUGAGGAAUGUGAGACGUGGAUCGACAGGUUCAGGAAACUCGAAAACGCUCUCUACUUAUGUGAUCUGAGCAACACAGGAGUCCUGGAGAAGGAACGAGCCAAACGCCUCAUUCACAACUACAAUCUCAUUUACAACCUGUCCCUGAGCCCUCGGAAAAUCGACCAGGCCUUGCAGAGGUUCCGUUCUGGAGAAAAUAUGCUAUUGGAGCCAGCUUUGCAGUACUUGAAGGAGUUAUGA
Messenger RNA from Lepus europaeus (European hare), 1608 nucleotides. RefSeq names its product chromosome 5 C1orf87 homolog (gene C5H1orf87). The transcript is spliced from 11 exons. Bases 1 to 1608 code for a protein of 535 amino acids. Lineage: Eukaryota; Metazoa; Chordata; Mammalia; Lagomorpha; Leporidae. The record is from RefSeq and is a predicted model, not a curated record.